AUGCCGCGGAAGACAAUACGUAAACCCGGUACUAGGACGUACCAAAAUUAUAGUCAUAAUACUUUAGAAACGUGCUUAAGGGCAAUACGAUUAAAGUUAAUGUCCCAACGUGCAGCUUCAGACCACUAUAAAAUACCCAGAUCAACUAUUAAAAUUAAAUUAAAAAAAUACCACGGUAAAAGCGUUGGCCAUUCGACAGUCUUCAGCCGUGAAGAAGAAUUAUGUUUUGCCCAGCACUGUGUUACAUUUGCUAAUUUCGAAUUUCCAUUAAUACCUAUUGACCUUAAAAUGACUAUAUGUCGGUAUUUGGAUAGCAAAGGUACUCAAGUACCACAAUUCAAAAAUAAUAUACCACAAGAUGAUUGGGUCAACAGUUCUCUAAAAAGACACCCAGAAGAAAAUAAAAAUUGUGGACUGAACGAAGAUUUGGUCGGACAGGCGUUCUUAGAUCGUCUUUAA
Macrosiphum euphorbiae (potato aphid) is the source of this 459-nucleotide messenger RNA. NCBI's taxonomy places the organism in Eukaryota, Metazoa, Arthropoda, Insecta, Hemiptera, Aphididae. The record is from the annotation of a GenBank genome assembly.